UAAUAAUAUUUGAUAAUCGUGGAAUUGGAGAAUCAACUGUUGCUUCCUAUGAUGCCCCUAUCACGAUCGAACUAAUGGCUCAAGAUACAAUUGAAUUAGUUAAACAUCUUGGGAUUAAAAGAUUUAAUUUGUUUGGAGGAUCUAUGGGUGGUAUGAUCGCUCUUUGUGUUGCCUUGAACAUUCCAUCAGAUUUGAUGUUAGAGAAAUUAAUUAUUAGUGCUAGUACUGCUGGAAUUACCGGUAGAACAAAUACAAAAGCGUAUUACAAAAACGAACAACUUUGUAAAUUACCAGAAAUUAAUCUUCCUAAGAGUAUUCAAGAACAAAAAGAUGAACUUCUUAAUUCUGAUGAAAAGUAUUUGGUUAAAUAUCUACUUGAACAUCCUGAUAAACUUGAUAAAAUUGCAGAGAUCUUUGUUAACACAAACACUAAAAGACCCUUUGAAAUUUUUAAACGUCAAUGGGAGGCGAUUAAACAGCAUAAUGUUGUCUCAAGAAUACAAAAUAUUAAAGUUCCAACUUUGAUAAUUCAUGGUGAAGCUGAUGAAGUAAUUCCAAUUCAAGAUGGUGAAUUACUUGAUCGCGAAAUUCCUAAAACAAAAUUUCAUAGAAUUCCUGAUGUUGGACAUAG
This is a messenger RNA of Scutellospora calospora, 631 nucleotides long. The record is from the annotation of a GenBank genome assembly. NCBI's taxonomy places the organism in Eukaryota, Fungi, Glomeromycota, Glomeromycetes, Diversisporales, Gigasporaceae.